CUGAGACCUGAAGAUAUUAAAUAACAAAUUCUAGAAAGAAUAAGUUUUUAUUUCUGAGUGAUGUGAUGAAAUCUCACCCGCAGUACCAACUGCCAUUUUUUCCAGGGCAAAAGCUGCAAGGUACGGGCUACAUUAAUCACUUAGUAGUUCUGAGUGAUCAGAUUGAGUACUUAUGCUUGUGCUCAACCACACCAGGAUACUUCAUUCGCCUCACAUCAUCCCAUCACAAGUAAGGUGCUACCAGGCAGAUGAUUUUUCACCACCUACCAUGAUGUGGAAUAGAUAUUUUUUCUCCUGUAUCCUGCUUUUGCUGCCUUUUAUAAGCCAAAUGGUAUACGGACAAAGAAGGAAAGGAUCAAAGCCAAAUUUACUUGCAAGGAAAAAUGACUUCCAGGACUCCAUUUGCUUCAUAGACAUUGUCUUCAUCGUGGACAGCUCUGAAAGUUCUAAAAUUCUCCUGUAUGAUAAGCAGAAAGACUUUGUGAAUCAUCUGAGUGACAAAAUUUUCCAGUUGACCCCUGGUCGUUCCUUGAAAUAUGACAUCAAACUGGCUGCCCUUCAGUUUAGUAGCUCUGUCCAGAUUGAUCCGCCUUUUUCUUCUUGGAAAGACCUUCAGACAUUUAAGCAGAGGGCCAAGUCUAUGAAUUUAAUUGGGCAAGGUACCUUCUCUUAUUAUGCCAUCUCUAAUGCUACAAGGCUACUUAAGAAAGAAGGGCGUAAAAAUGGUGUGAAAGUGGCUUUGCUGAUGACAGAUGGCAUUGAUCAUCCAAAGAAUCCAGAUGUUCAAAGUAUUUCUGAAGAUGCUAGAAUUUCAGGAAUAUCAUUCAUCACCAUCGGACUUUCCACUGUAGUCAAUGAAGCUAAACUUCGUUUGAUAUCUGGGGAUUCAUCUAGUGAACCUGUCCUACUACUGAAUGAUCCAACCCUUAUAGAUAAAAUUCGGGAUCGCCUGGAUAUCUUGUUUGAAAAGAAGUGUGAACACAAGAUUUGUGAAUGUGAGAAGGGGGAUCCAGGUGAUCCAGGGCCUCCUGGUACACAUGGAAACCCAGGUAUCAAAGGUGAACGAGGACCAAAAGGAAACCCGGGUGACGCUCAAAAAGGAGAACCUGGAGACAGAGGUCCUGGGGGAAUUCCUGGAUACAAGGGUGACAAGGGUGAACAAGGAGAAUGUGGUAAACCAGGAAUAAAAGGCGACAAAGGAGCAACAGGGCCAUCUGGACCAAAGGGACCCAGAGGACUUCAGGGCAUUAGUGGACUUCCAGGGGAUCCAGGCCCAAAGGGAUUUCAAGGCAAUAAGGGUGAGCAAGGCCCUCCUGGUCCUUAUGGUCCUCCUGGAGCCCCUGGUAUCGGACAGCAAGGUAUUAAGGGAGAAAGAGGCCAAGAAGGAAGAAUGGGAGCUCCAGGACCAAUUGGAGUUGGUGAGCCGGGACAGCCAGGUCUCCGAGGUCCUGAGGGAGCACCAGGAGAGAGGGGCUUACCUGGAGAAGGAGUACCAGGACCAAAGGGUGAGAAAGGUUCUGAAGGACCAAUUGGUCCUCAAGGACUGCAAGGCCUAUCAAUCAAAGGGGACAAGGGGGAUCUGGGACCUGUGGGACCCCAAGGGCCAAUAGGCAUUCCAGGCAUUGGUAGUCAAGGGGAACAGGGAAUCCAAGGUCCUAUUGGUCCACCUGGUCCACAAGGGCCUCCAGGACAAGGUUUGCCUGGUUCCAAGGGAGAAGUGGGCCAGAUGGGACCUACAGGCCCUAGAGGACCAGUAGGAAUUGGAGUGCAGGGUCCAAAGGGGGCGCCAGGUUCAACGGGGCUCCCAGGGCAACCAGGAGUACCAGGAGAAGAUGGAGCCCCAGGGAAGAAGGGAGAAGCGGGGCUUCCAGGAACAAGAGGCCCAGAGGGACCACCUGGGAAAGGACAUCCUGGCCCUAAGGGUGAUGAAGGAAAGAAAGGGAGCAAAGGGAAUCAAGGACAGAGGGGAUUUCCGGGGCCUGAAGGGCCAAAGGGAGAGCCGGGCAUUAUGGGCCCCUUUGGAAUGCCUGGAGCAGCAAUUCCUGGACCACCUGGGCCAAAGGGAGACAGAGGAGGACCUGGGAUCCCUGGAUUUAAAGGAGAGCCUGGGCUUUCUAUUCGAGGACCAAAGGGUGCCCAAGGCCCUCAGGGACCAGUAGGUGCUCCAGGACUCAAGGGUGAUGGCUAUCCUGGUGUGACUGGACCUCGAGGAUUGCCAGGACCCCCGGGACCCAUGGGUGUACGAGGAGUUGGAGACACUGGAGCAAAGGGAGAGCCUGGCGCCAGAGGCCCUCCAGGUCCCUUUGGGCCUCGGGGCAUAGGAACUCAAGGGCCAAAGGGUGAUAUUGGGCAGAAAGGCUUGCCUGGCCCUCCUGGGCCACCGGGCUAUGGAUCCCAAGGAAUUAAAGGAGAACAAGGACCUCAAGGUUUUCCAGGGCCAAAAGGCAAUAUGGGCUAUGGACUUCCAGGCCAUAAGGGAGAGCAUGGAGAACGAGGUGAUGUGGGAAAGAAAGGUGAAAAGGGGGAAACUGGAGAGCCUGGAUCCCCAGGAAAACAGGGUUUACAAGGACCAAAAGGAGACCUGGGUCUUACAAAAGAAGAAAUUAUCAAACUUAUUUUUGAAAUAUGUGGUUGUGGGCCCAAAUGCAAAGAGACUCCGCUGGAGUUGGUGUUUGUGAUUGACAGUUCAGAAAGUGUGGGGCCAGAGAACUUCCAGAUCAUCCAAAAUUUUGUGAAGACUCUGGCUGACCGGGUUGCUCUGGACCUUGCCACGGCCCGCAUAGGCAUAAUCAACUACAGCCAUAAGGUGGAGAUGGUGGCUAAUUUGAAACAGUUCUCCAGCAAGGAUGACUUCAAGCUGGCUGUGGACCACAUGCAGUAUCUGGGGGAAGGCACCUACACAGCCACUGCUCUUCAAGCAGCCAAUGACAUGUUCAGGGAUGCAAGGGCAGGAGUAAAGAAGGUGGCCUUGGUCAUUACAGAUGGACAGACAGAUUCUCGAGAUAAAAAGAAACUAACCGAAGUGGUGAAAGAUGCCAAUGAUGCUAAUGUGGAGAGAUUUGUGAUUGGGGUGGUGAAGAAAACUGACCCCAAUUUUGAAAUAUUCCACAAAGAAAUGAAUGUAAUUGCUACUGACCCAGAGCAUGUGUAUCAAUUUGAUGACUUCUUUACUCUGCAAGACACCCUGAAGCAAAAGUUGUCCAAAAAAAUUUGUGAGGAUUUUGAUUCCUAUCUUGUUCAAGUUUUUGGUACAGCAUCACUUCAACCUGGGUUUGGGAUGUUGGGGGAAGAACUCAAUGGAUCCACUCUGGAGCCUCCCCAAGAAGUUUCUGAACCAUUCAGUGUCCUUGCAGGCCAGGAUGAAGAAAAUGAGUCUCCAGAGCCUACCUGGGCUGAUGGCUUGGCCACCACUGCCUCCUCCAAAGUUGCCACCACUCUUGGACCAUCACUGAGCACCUCUGGUGACAUGAGAACCAGAACUCCAAAUCCAAUUUGGACACCAGAGAUGGAAAAUUUAUUGUACAAAGAUCAGAGAUGUCUGGAACCCUUGAAGCCUGGGAACUGCGGUGACUAUGUGGUUCGAUGGUAUUAUGACAAACAGGUCAACUCCUGUGCCCGCUUUUGGUUCAGUGGCUGUAAUGGCUCAGGAAAUCGAUUCAACAGUGAAAAGGAAUGUGAAGAUGUCUGCAUGAAGGAGUGAGCAAGUAAACUUACCUGUCUCUAUCAAAAAUCUAGAAAGAACACAAUGCAAAGGAAGCACCAUAUUGGCGUGUGUACUAAGCAUUUAUAAUUUAUAAGUAUACUUGAAACUGCAAUGUAGGUACAUUAACUCCUACACAGAUGAGAGAGCUAAGAAUCUGACAAAUUUAGUAGCUCGUCACCUGUCACCUAACUAAAAGAUGGUGGAACUGGGAAUUUGGACUCAGGACUGUUUAACUUCUGUAUACAGCUCUGUUUCACAGCCUGCAGUGUGAUUCUGAUGCCUGUUAAUUCCUAUUGGCUGUAUUAUGUUGUCUCAAACCCCACCCUGCACAUGUCCCCUCUCCCCUGUCACUCUCACUACCCUGUCAAUAGCAAAAGGCAACUGGUGGAGGAGAACUUAGGUUUGAAGAUCAAAGGGCUGUGUGUGCGCCUGAAUGCUGAGUUAGGAGGGGUUAUCGUUAGGGUAGGUCUUUGCCACAGUUGCCCUAAAAGUGAUAGCAGAAAGAAACUGAUCUGAGUCAAAAUUACUUAGGUCAAUGCAUUCUAAACUGUCCCUUCCCAAUCCUCCAAUAUGUCUGGUAACAAAGCCAUCAUUGUGUGAUUAAACUUUAUAUUUAAAUAAAACCAAUUUUUUGUAUUCUUCCUUCAAAUAUGUGAGUGGGACUUUUGAGUUUGUUGGAGAUAGAAUUAGAAGGCACUUUGCAGUCAACAGCCACAUAAAUCCCACAUCUACUCUUGAGCAAAGCAUUUUAAAGAUAGGACUUACCCUGAAAAUGAGCCACCAAUUGGGGGCUUUUUGACGGGUUGGGUCCGUCAUCUUAUAAUGAUUUCGUGAUAUGAAGUCGGACUAUUAGUCCUGAGCUGAGCUCAGACAGCAUUUGUCUGUAUCAUCUCACAGGACAUUGUUUUCCAUUCAGGCUUGUGGCUCAUUCAAGUUCAACUCCUUAAAAAUGUGUUUCUAGAGUGGCAAUCUUAGCAAAAAUAUUACAAUUUUAUGGAGAAAGCAAAUUUUUAUUAUGUAAUAUCUGAUGCUACAAAAGAAUAUAUGCAACGUGAUUGUAAAUUUUUAAAUGUGAGAAUGAAAUAAACACCAGUGAACUCAUCACCUAGAGAAU
This is a messenger RNA of Fukomys damarensis (Damara mole-rat), 4817 nucleotides long. It is a transcript of the gene Col28a1, whose product is annotated as collagen type XXVIII alpha 1 chain. The record is from RefSeq and is a predicted model, not a curated record. Gene Ontology annotation, molecular function: serine-type endopeptidase inhibitor activity. The transcript is spliced from 35 exons. Lineage: Eukaryota; Metazoa; Chordata; Mammalia; Rodentia; Bathyergidae. Bases 173 to 3700 code for a protein of 1175 amino acids.